AUGUCUCCCAAAGACGGCAAGGCGUCCAAAUUCUCCCACCUCCCCCUCAGCACCUCCGGCCCCAUCCCCUGCGCCGUCACCGGCGCCGCCCUCCUCAACACGCCCUACCUGAACAAGGGCACCGCAUUCCCUCACAAUGAGCGCCGCGAGUUCAACCUCACCGGCCUGCUUCCGCAGAGCAUCCACACGCUCGAUCAGCAGUUGAAGAGGGCCUACCAGCAGUACUCCACCCGCCAGGACGACCUGGCCAAGAACACCUUCCUGACGUCGCUGAAGGAGCAAAAUGAGAUUCUGUAUUUCCGGUUGCUGCAAGAUCACCUCCCCGAGAUGUUCAGCAUCGUCUACACGCCCACGGAAGGUGACGCCAUCCAGAACUUUUCGAGACUCUUCCGGCGGCCGGACGGCUGCUUUCUGAACAUCAACGACGUGGAUCGGGUGUAUCACGACCUGGCGCAGUGGGGACAGCCGGAGGAUAUUGAUUACAUCGUCGUCACCGACGGCGAGGAGAUCCUCGGAAUCGGAGACCAAGGCGUCGGCGGCGUCCUCAUCUCCGUCGCCAAACUCGUCCUCACGACGCUCUGCGCGGGCAUCCACCCCAACCGCACCCUCCCCGUCGUGCUCGACUGCGGGACCGACAACGAGGAGCUGCUGAACGACGACCUCUACCUGGGUCUCCGACAGAAGCGCGUCAGGGGCCACAAGUACGACCGCUUCGUCGACGAGUUCGUCAAGGCCGCGAGGAGACUUUAUCCCAGGGCGUACAUCCACUUUGAGGAUUUCGGGCUCACGAAUGCGAGGAGGAUUCUGGACCAGUAUCGUCCCCACAUCCCAUGUUUCAACGACGAUGUCCAGGGCACCGGGUGCGUCACGCUGGCGGCUAUCAUGGCUGCUCUGCACGUCACCAAGCAGAAGCUGUCUGACCUGAGAUUGGUCGUUUUCGGGGCCGGUUCUGCGGGUGUUGGGAUCGCGGACCAAGUGAGGGAUGCGAUUGCGGCGGAAGGGGGGAUCAGCAAAGAGGAUGCUGCGAAGCAGAUCUGGUUGAUCGACAAGCCCGGACUAUUGACCACCAAGUCUGAAGUCUCUACCGCGCAGAAAGGUUUCGCGCGAGAUGAGUCGGAAUGGAAAGAUAAGGACAACGACCUACUAUCCGUCAUCAAGAGCGUCAAGCCCAACGUCCUCAUCGGGACAUCCACCAAACCCAAAGCCUUUACCGAGGAGAUCGUCAAGGCCAUGGCGGAGGGCGUCGAGAGGCCCAUCAUCCUGCCCCUCAGCAACCCCACGCGCCUGCACGAAGCAGUACCCGAGGACAUCUACAAGUGGACCGACGGCAAGGCUCUUGUCGCGACAGGAUCCCCCUUCAAGCCCGUCAAAGGACCCUGGGGAUCCGACGGCAAAGAGAUCGAGAUCGAGGUGGCCGAGUGCAACAACUCCGUCGUCUUCCCGGGCAUCGGGCUCGGGUCCGUCCUUUCGAGGGCGAGACUAGUCACGGACAAGAUGCUCGUCGCGGCGGUCGAAGGCGUCGCGAGCCUGAGUCCCGCGCUGAAGGACCAGACGGCGCCGUUGCUGCCCGGGGUGGACGUCGUGAGGGAUGUCAGUGUGCGGGUCGCGAGGAACGUGAUCAAGGCUGCUGUGGAAGAGGGCGUGGCGACGGAGGAGGGGAUUCCUAAGGACGACGAGGAGCUGGAUGAGUGGAUUCGCGAGCAGAUGUGGACGGCUGAGUACAGGCCGUUGAAGCUUGUUGAGUUUGAGGGGGCGAGUCGGGAGGCGAAGGGGGAGAUGGGGGUUGCGGGUAGUGUUAGCAAGGUCGGGAGUUGGUAG
Molecule: messenger RNA, 1818 nt
Organism: Colletotrichum karsti
Lineage: Eukaryota; Fungi; Ascomycota; Sordariomycetes; Glomerellales; Glomerellaceae
Product: nad-dependent malic enzyme
Exons: 5
Coding region: 1-1818 (605 amino acids)
Biological process (GO): malate metabolic process; pyruvate metabolic process
Cellular component (GO): mitochondrion
Molecular function (GO): malate dehydrogenase (decarboxylating) (NAD+) activity; NAD binding
Source: RefSeq, a predicted model, not a curated record